CAGUCAGUCACGUGACGGACUGGGUCGCGUUCAUCGUAAACACGGAAGUAACGGCAAAGAACAAAACCGACCGCACCGUCAGCUCCUCCCGGUUUGAGUCCGUUACCGGAUACUUUACCGGCUGCCCGUCACCGUCAGCUCCUCCCGGUUGGAGUCCGUUACCGGAUACUUUACCGGCUGCCCGUCACCGUCAGCUCCUCCCGGUUGGAGUCCGUUACCGGAUACUUUACCGGCUGCCCGUCACCGUCAGCUCCUCCCGGUUGCAGUCCGUCCGCUCUUCACGAUGGAUCGGGUUUUAUUUGUAACUCUCAGUCUGGUUGUUUUUAUAACUCCGGUAACGAGCAGCACUUCCGGUCUGAGGAGCGUCACUAAGGCUCAGAUUCUGGGCUUUGAGUGGAAGAACUGUGGCGCUCCAGAAGCCCCGGCUGUCCUGAAGACUCUGACUGUGUCUCCGGACCCCAUCUCCAUCCCCGGAGACCUGCAGGCCUCGGCCUCUGGGACCACGUCUGUGGAGCUGGCUGCUCCGCUGGCUGUGAACGUGACCCUGGAGAAGGAGGUGGCCGGGUUCUGGGUGAAGGUCCCCUGUGUGGAGGAGGUCGGCAGCUGCCACUACAAGGACGUCUGUGACCUCCUGACCCAGCUGAUCCCCCCGGGUCAGGACUGCCCUGAGCCGCUGCACACCUACGGGCUGCCCUGCCGCUGCCCCUUCAAAGCUGGCUCGUACUCGCUGCCCCCGUCAGACUUCGACCUGCCCGUCAUGGACCUGCCCUCCUGGCUGACCAACGGGGACUACCGCGUACAGGGCGUCCUCGGCAGCCGGGACCGGGAGCUGGGCUGCCUCAAACUGUCGCUGUCCCUCCGCUCCGACUGAACCAGGAAGUGGGCGUCGGCUUCUUCUUCUUCAUUUGCAUAAAAAAAAAACUAAUCAAACAAUCAGAAAAUGAAGGAACUGGAAGCAGAAGUUGGACAAAGUUUGAUGCGUUAAUAUAGUUUUUCCAGAUGCCGAGGUGGUGAUGUCGUUAUCUCCAGGAAAAAAAAGAUCGAUAAUAAUAACGUGUUAUUAGUUCAAAUAAGAGGUUGUUGUUAAUUAAAAGUGUUUGUGUCAAAUCAGUCGACAGUAAAUGUAUUAAAAAGAUGAGCCGACGGAGAGGAAGCUCUCUGGUUUUCAAAAUAAGGGUACGAAUAACACGCAUGAAUAGAAACGUGUUGCCUUAGAAGCAGCCGUCAAACUGCAUUGUGUACAAAAUUGAACAUAUUAAAAUACAUUUGUUACAUUUGGUGUUUAAUUCUUUCAUGUUUUCAAAAAAAAAAAUUUAAAUCUAAAAUAAUGGAUCACAGAUAUAUUCUCAUUCUUCAGAAAACACUUUCUCAGUUUCAAUGUCAGAAAUAAAGAAUCGUUAUUGUUUGAGAUUAAUAAAAUGUUUGCUCACAAUAAAGAUGAAUCAAAGCUUUUUAGUAAAUAUUAUGACAUUCA
Messenger RNA from Cyclopterus lumpus (lumpfish), 1474 nucleotides. It is a transcript of the gene gm2a, whose product is annotated as GM2 ganglioside activator. Gene Ontology annotation, cellular component: cytoplasmic side of plasma membrane. The transcript has 4 exons. Bases 284 to 871 code for a protein of 195 amino acids. Gene Ontology annotation, molecular function: enzyme activator activity; lipid carrier activity. Gene Ontology annotation, biological process: lipid transport; ganglioside catabolic process. NCBI's taxonomy places the organism in Eukaryota, Metazoa, Chordata, Actinopteri, Perciformes, Cyclopteridae. The record is from RefSeq and is a predicted model, not a curated record.